Molecule: messenger RNA, 1407 nt
Organism: Apiotrichum porosum
Lineage: Eukaryota; Fungi; Basidiomycota; Tremellomycetes; Trichosporonales; Trichosporonaceae
Exons: 3
Coding region: 1-1407 (468 amino acids)
Biological process (GO): phospholipid catabolic process
Molecular function (GO): hydrolase activity, acting on ester bonds
Source: RefSeq, a predicted model, not a curated record
AUGCUUGCCCUCCUCGCUGCCCUCCUCCCCGUCGCCCAGGCCGUCCAGGUUCAGUCCUUUGCUGCUCCUGCCGAGUGCCCGACCUGCGUUUCUAGCAACUAUGUUGGCCAGAGCAACGGCUCGCUCCCUGUCCAGACCGUCGUUGCCGGCAGUGCUUACGACCGCUUUGUCACCAUCUGGCUCGAGAACACCGACUACGCCUCGGCUGCCGCCUCGUCCACCUUCCAGAAGCUCGCUGCUGAGGGUAUCCUUCUCACCUCGUACCACGGUGUGACCCACCCUUCGGAGCCCAACUACGUCGCGGCCAUGAUGGGUGACUUCUUCGGUAUGGCCGACGAUGACACCUGGUUCCUCCCCUACAACGUUUCGACCCUGGUCGACCUCCUCGAGGACCGCGACAUCUCGUGGGCCUCGUACCAGGAGAACAUGCCCACCGACGGCUACGACCUCGACUACACCCAGACCAACUACCUUAACGCGACUGCGGGCAACUACACCUAUUACAAGCGCAAGCACAACCCCCACAUCAUUGCCAACACUGUUGCCUCGGACGCCAAGCGUGCCCUCCGUGUCCGCAACUUCAACGACUUUGCCGUUGACGUCAACGCCUCGGCUCUCCCCCAGCACGUCUGGAUCACCCCCAACAUGGUCAACGACGCUCACGACACGGACGUCAACUUUGUCUCGGAGUGGCUCGAGUACUUCCUUGUCCCCCUCCUCUCCAACCCUCUGUUCAACGACAACCGUACCCUUGUCCAGCUCACCUUUGACGAGAACGAGUCGUACGGUAUCCAGAACCAGAUCUACACUGUUCUCCUCGGUGGUGCCGUCCCCUCGUCGCUCAAGGGCACCAACGACUCGACCUUCUACACCCACUACUCGCACCUCUCGUCGGUCCAGAACAACUGGAACCUCCCGUCGCUUGGUCGCCAGGACGCCAACAAGACUGUUGCCUCGGUCUUUGCUUUCCAGGCUGAGAUCACCAACCACACCAACUACGUCCCCACCGAGGCCGAGAUCCCCAUGCUCAACCUCACUGGCACUUACCCCGGUGCCUGCAACCCUGCCAUGUGGAUCCCCAUCCUCGCCCCCGACGUGACCGCCACCGGCGCUGGUAACGGCUCGGUCUUCUACAACACCUCGGCCGUUGACGCCAGCCUCUCGUCGGCGCCCACUCCUCUCAACCUCACCGGCAGCGUCAACGAGCUCAACGUCAACCCCAACUUCACUUACACUGGAACCACCGUUGACAACUCGUCGUCGCCUGCCGCCGUCUCGGCCUCGUCUGCGGCUGCUCACGCUACGUCCGCGGCCUCGACCGCCUCGGCCAAGUCGGCUGGUGAGCGCCUCGCCGUCUCGGGUGGCGCCAUUGGUGUGGUCGCCAUGGCUGUCGCCGCUCUCCUGUAA